Messenger RNA from Bipolaris oryzae ATCC 44560, 327 nucleotides. RefSeq lists its product as uncharacterized. Lineage: Eukaryota; Fungi; Ascomycota; Dothideomycetes; Pleosporales; Pleosporaceae. The record is from RefSeq and is a predicted model, not a curated record. The coding region runs from base 1 to 327 and encodes 108 amino acids. The transcript has a single exon.
AUGUCUCUGCAGCCAUGGCGGCAGCGGCGGUGGGCAGCGGCAGCAGCGGCUGGAGUCAGAGGGGUGAGGAAGGAUCUCGAGGGAUGCUAUGUGCGCAUUGGAGGCGGCAAGAGCGAGGCGAGAGGGCGAGGACGUCAGUGGUUGAGGAUUAGGAGGGGGGUGGGCAGAUGGUCAAGCAGACGUCUGGGGCGGAACAAGAUAAUCUUUACAGACGGAAAGGCAAUGCAGAGGGAGGAAGGCGAGAUGAGGUUGGGUGGAUGGUGUCGAAGAGGCGCGAAGGGCAGGGAGGCCCCGCCGGGAGAACAGGCGGGCGCGGAAAGAGGAUAA